UCCCUUUGAGAAGAUAAUCAGAGAUACUGAACCAAUUUUGACACCAAAAUCUUAAAACAAUAAAACCCCAGAAAGGCGAAACCCUCUCAUAUCCUUGCAUCCCCUUCACGAACUCAACCUAGUAAAAAUGGCGUCCAUGGCGAAACCAAUCCUUUCUUCUAUUUUCAUUCCUCCACAAGCAUCCUUUCAUUUCAAGACAACUCAAAAGGCACCAGCUCUCCAUCUUCCCAUGAAGAGAAGCUUUUCUGUACUACGAGCCAGUUACGAGGUCGGAGGAGGCUACACGCAAGAAGAACUGGAUGCAAGAGAGAAAGGCAGGAACAAACACCAACACCAAGCAUCAACGGACGAAACAAGUACUUGGAGUCCUGCUCAGUAUGAAGCUCUCCUUAAAGGAGGUGAACAAGUUACGUCUGUUCUUGAAGAGAUGGCUAACCUUUUGGAAGAUGACCAAAUGGAUGAAGAAUCGGAGGAGUUAGCAGUGUUGUUGGCUGCACAAGGCGUGAUUGGAAAACGAGUUGAUCAGAUGGAAUCAGGCUUCAUGAUGGCAUUAGAUUAUAUGAUCAAUCUUGCAGAAAAGGACCAAGACGAUAAGCGCAAGUCUCUGUUGGAGGUAAUCAAGGAAACAGUAUUAUCCCAUCUUACCAAAAAAUGCCCCCCACAUGUUCAAGUUGUUGGGUUGCUAUGCAGAACCCCUCGGAAAGAAAGCAGACAUGAAUUACUGAGGCGAGUUGCAGCAGGUGGUGGUGCAUUUGAAAAUGAAAAUGGUGCAAAAGUUCAUCUUCCAGGAGCAAAUCUAAAUGACAUUGCUAACCAGGCUGAUGACUUGUUGGAGACUAUGGAAAGUCGGCCUGUUGUUCCUGAUAGAAAACUGCUAGCAAGACUGGUUUUGAUUAGAGAAGAAGCUCGGUGUAUGAUGGGAGGUGGAUUAUUAGAUGAAAGAAAUAACCGUGGUUUAACUACAUUACCUCGAUCAGAGGUCAACUUCUUGACCAAACUUGUUGCUCAAAAACCUGGGAAAACAGUGCGUGAAAUGAUUAAGGAUGUAAUGUUAGGCAAAGCGGAAGGUGCCGACAAUAGCGAUGAGGAAGAAAGUACAAGGGGCAGAAAGGCUGGUGCUUCGGGGUCUAAACCAAAUCCAGUGCGACCUGGCAUGUUUCUAGAAACAGUUUCCAAGGUGCUAGGUGGCAUAUAUGAUGGGAAUAUCUCUGGCAUUACUGCACAACAUCUUGAAUGGGUUCAUCAAAAUACACUUCAAGUUCUUCAAGAAAUAGCAUUUUGAGUUAUGAAAUUGCACAUACAAGAAAUACUUAUGAUUUUUGUUAGGAUGUAAAGCUCACUGGGGCCCGCGGGUAACAGAUGAAGCAGAUGGUAAAGAUCAAACGAAGGGCACAACAUGCUAUGCAAGUAAUCAUAUGUUAAUAGUGUUGAUUAAUUGCAAGUUACAAGUUAAAGAUUUUGAUGAUAUAUAGACUUCGAUUUUGUUUUUAUUGAGUGCUUGCUGUGUGUGAUGGUUUUUUUAAUUAAUUUGUAAAAUUUUAAUGUA
Messenger RNA from Lactuca sativa (garden lettuce), 1546 nucleotides. RefSeq names its product protein PEP-RELATED DEVELOPMENT ARRESTED 1, chloroplastic. The record is from RefSeq and is a predicted model, not a curated record. Gene Ontology annotation, cellular component: chloroplast nucleoid. NCBI's taxonomy places the organism in Eukaryota, Viridiplantae, Streptophyta, Magnoliopsida, Asterales, Asteraceae. Gene Ontology annotation, biological process: regulation of DNA-templated transcription.